UGGUCUUGCAAUGACCAUGCAUCCUAGUCGUGAUCUGAAACAUUUCUUUUGUUAACAUGAGAUAUAGAUCUUUUCUUUUUGGUUUAAGAGAAAGAGAGGGAAUUUACGUUUCUGUGUAAUGAUAACACUGAGCACGAAAGCAAGAUCAAGCAUAUCAUUCUCAGCAUCUGCUGGUUCUUCAAGUUUUUUUUUGUAGUAUUCUGUAUCAUGUUAAUACAAUUCCAGCUACUUUUCUAUAAGCAAAGUCCUGGUUUCAGAGAAAGCAGAUGAUGAUCCGUUAUUAUUAAUAAUGGAGGAGGUAUGUUCACCAUCAUGAUCACAUGACACGUUGAACACGCUAAUGAAGCCUCACAAUCCCCUGACAUUGUGUAAAAAAUACACACUUGUGUAAAAAUAAUAUAAAAGUAUGCAUGUGCGCGGAUGCGCGCUUUUUUAAACUCACAAUAAGCAAUCAUCAAAACUCUAGUGGAAACAUGAAUCUCUUAUGGCUGAAGAGGAUGCCAAGCCAAGCUCACAUCAUCUUAGUUCUGGUCUUACAAUAACUUGUCAUCCGAGUCAAAAGCAUUAUUCCAGGAACAUAUACUAUUCUGAUCCAAAUACAAAUAUUUAGUAUCUAACUAUUUUCCACGGCCAGUGUGUGUAAUAGAAUUAUGAUAUGGUCAACAAGCCGCCCUAAAUUAUGUUGUAGAUAUAUAAUACCGUUGAGAUAUGGUCAUAUGAACGUCUUGAAAGUUGAAACUGUUUCAGUCACCUAUUUAAUGAAACUACUUCACUCCCUUAUUUAAUGGACGUGAGAUAUUCUUGACCGUUAGAGAAAAUGGUCUGUCUCUUCCUCUUUUGCCGUUGUCCUCUUCAUUGGAACCAUAUUAGUCAUUUAGUGAUGGUGAUGCGUACGAGAAGUCUUGAGACUUGAAACUUACUUCACUCCCUUUAUUUAAAUAGAUGGACUUGGGACAACAUUGAGAUCAUCAGACAAAAAUGGCUUCUUCCUCUUCCGCUGGACUGUUUCCUCCUGAGCCACCGCUUUUUACCGGAGAGUGUAGAAGCUGGGCUGAGCUUCCGUCUGAAUUGACGUCAUUGAUCCUACGCAGGCUUGGCUCGAUUGAUAUAUUGGAAAACGCUCAGAAAGUUUGUACGUCAUGGCGUCGUGUCUGUAAAGACACUGCCAUGUGGCGGAAGAUUGACAUGCGUAACUCUGGAGACUUGGUGUUGAACCUUGAGAUGAUGUGCCGUCACGCAGUUGAUCGUAGCCAGGGAGGAUUGGUUGAGAUUGACAUUUGGCAUUUCGGUACUGAUUUUCUCCUCAACUACAUCGCCGACAGGUCAAGUAACCUGCGAAGCCUUAGACUUGCUAUGUGCUCUCCAAUAACAACCGAUGGACUUACGUAAGCAAUUGUGAAACUUCCAUUGCUUGAAGAACUCGAUGUCUCAUACUGCUCUUUGUCCGGAGAAUCACUGAAAGUUGUAGGGCAGUCUCUUCCUAAUCUGAAGACGCUGAAGCUAAACCGCAUUGGAUUCUUGCGUCCUCGUUACGAGAGUGAUGUUGAUGCCCUAACUAUAGGGGAAACAAUGCAUGGACUUCGCUUCCUUCAGCUUUUUGGAAACAUUCUUGAUAAUUAUCCUGACCUGGAACAUCUUGAUUUACGUUUUUGUUUCAACGUUUACAAUGUCGGAGAUCUGGUUCCGAGGCUAUGUUCGGAGAAGAUCAAAGUUUUGAGACUACCUUAUGACUCGACUGAUGAUUACCCCUAUGCUGGGAAUUAUUACGAAUGGCCUCUCAUGGCAGCUAAUGAUUACUACCAUAGCUUUGCAGGUUAUAGUGACCAUUCUGAUGAUGACUAUUAUUAAAUAUAGCCGACCUGCGCGCCUACCAAGAUGCAUAGGGUUAAUGUGUCUUGCAUCUGCAUAACUCUGUUUUUUAUUUAACUCAAGAAUAUGUUAUUGUUUCAUCUACCUUUUGAGUUUAUUCUGCAACAUUGAAGAAAUCAAGCCCCAAUAGAAAAAUGUUUAAAGCUGCCUCUGAUAAUAAAACCAUACAACAAGAAACGCAAAGAUGUGAACUCUGAUAUUCCAAUAGGGACUUUAACAGGAAUAAUGUUUAUCCUGAAACCAAAACCAAGAGUUCAACAAGUACUAUCACACUGAAGGAAUACGUUUUUCUAUGUGCACAAAUUCAAAACUUACUGUUUAGUUUCUUCAUCACUCUUCUCAGAGGAGAUUGUAGAAGAAGUAAAAAACCUCACUAUUCUGUAACAAAGACACUAUUCUAAGUUUCUUAACCGUAGUCUAUACAUCAAGAAAUAACACAAUCAUGC
Molecule: messenger RNA, 2315 nt
Organism: Brassica rapa (field mustard)
Lineage: Eukaryota; Viridiplantae; Streptophyta; Magnoliopsida; Brassicales; Brassicaceae
Product: F-box protein SKIP19
Molecular function (GO): protein binding
Source: RefSeq, a predicted model, not a curated record